Molecule: messenger RNA, 4550 nt
Organism: Dissoconium aciculare CBS 342.82
Lineage: Eukaryota; Fungi; Ascomycota; Dothideomycetes; Mycosphaerellales; Dissoconiaceae
Exons: 2
Coding region: 413-4213 (1266 amino acids)
Biological process (GO): protein phosphorylation
Molecular function (GO): ATP binding; protein kinase activity
Source: RefSeq, a predicted model, not a curated record
AAUCUGCAAUGCAUCAUGUAAUUUCCACACGCAUGCAUGCGACCCUAGUCGCCCUGAAACCUUGCGAAUGGGCCUCCAGCUCCCUCAGGCGGUGCCGGCGUUGCUGGCGUCGUCGGAGCUGCUCCCUACCUACGUAGGAGAUCGAGUCAGAGAGGGCGCUGGGCAAUGCCCGUGUGUACCCAGUCAUAGUAGUGAUAAAUGUCGCGAAAUUUCCAUGGUAACACAUCGCAGCGUAGUUUCUUUGGACCUACCAACGCGGUCGUUGAAACUCGCUAUAUGCGUUCAUCUUGAUCGAUUUUGAAUAUGAUCUAGUUGGAACUUCGGACACAAGUUUUCAAGACCGUCGGUUGCUAAUGAAUACCCCAAGCAAGAGGGACUCUUCGACAGGCUACGCCGGCAGUUGCACAACCAAAUGUCUGGGGUACCGGGCCCAGACGGCUUCGCCGGCGCCGAAAAUACAUGCCUGGGAUGCAGUGUUUGGGGGUCAUACUGUUUGAUUCACGGUCAAUAUAAUGUUCGAGUCUUCGAAGAGGCCUUCACGACCAACUUUGUUCAGGCUAGCACACCUCAGCUUGCGUUGAACCCCGAUCUUCAUGUGGAACAUUCGGAUCCUGAUCCAUAUCAAAGUGGACAAGAACAAAACUAUCCGCCAUUACCUCUCAACCUUUGUAAUCAAAACCUGCAAGUCCCCCGAAAUCAUGAUUGGUACGCAACCUCGACUUCCUCCGCAUCCAUUCAGGGAUCCUCCAGAUCCUCCAAUCCCGUCGCAGCUGGACAUUUCCACGAUGGCAUCUUCAGCUCUAUUAGUGCCGGCGGCGCAGACAUGUCGGGCUUAUCAGCUGAGAUUGCUGAAAAGUCCGAUCCGUGCUUUCCCCCAACACCAGAGGUGUGCCUAAGUCACACUGGAAACGCGGAAGCGCUUACGAGCACUGUCCUGGGCCACGAACCACCCUUUACCAAUGGAACAGUGACUGACGAACAGAUGUCGAUAUUCCAUCGCUACCAAACAAAAUGGAAAAGCGAACAUCGCUUCCCACGAGAUGAUGAGAUCAACGCUCUUGCUAUCCUCGAGAGUUUGGAUCCUGCCGCUGUCCGCACUUGGCUUGUAGCAAAUUUCCAUCAGGAUCCGGCCUCCAACACCACAGGGAGUCAGAUACCACAGGAUGCAUUUCAGACCAUACCACAAAGCGUAGACUCGGACAUCGCACACAUGACACUUCGAGGCAUAGUACAGGGCGAACCCCAGGUGAUACAGCAAGACAGGCCCCAAGCUGUACCACAAGGGGUACCUCAAGAUGUAUCACAACGCCUUUCACAAGCUCUUCAGGACGUGGAAAGGCUUGCGGCUCGCAAAAAUCAUUCACCCUGCGGCGAAAGCGCACAAGCGAGGCAAGGUCCUCCUAAUCAAGUGUUUAAGUGUCCCCACUGUCCGUUCUCCUCGGAUAAGUACGACAAUUUCAAACGCCACAUCCAGACCAAAUACCCUCAAGAUUUCUGGCACUGCCAACCUUGUCGCCAACGAAGGAUCAAUAAUUUCGUUUGUCAUCGGGCUGACAAAAUUGCGAAACACCUUCGUGACGCCCACGGGCUGACUGGCGAAGACAACGCAACUGCGAAAGAGAGAUCCAAGGUAGACUUUUCGGCUUAUUUCCCGACAGAGUGUCCGUACUGGGACGGCGUUCGGCAAUGUGCCCAGCCCCUGAAUUCAUGGGUUGAGUACAUCACCCACCUCAAGAAUCACUGCCUGGAUCGGAUUCCCAAUGGCCCAUGGGAGCUUCGUGAUCGCCCGGACGCAGACGACAGGGACCAACCUGGCAGCGAUAACGGUGGUUCCUCCGGUGCCAACGCAAGCUCUGGGCUAUUCCCCGGAGGCUCUCAAAGUAGAUACGGCGGGCAAAGCGAGCCCUCGUAUUCGUUCUCGGGAUACAGUCAGUAUGCGAACCAUUCUCCAGGCGGCUGCAUGCACGCGCAGCUGGAAAUUCAAUCUCUGCAAGACAAAUGUUACGCGAUCUCGUCCCCGGACACAAUCUCGCUGGUCGAUACCCUCCAUAGGCGCGUGGUGCACAAGCCCCUCAACGCAAAGUAUCUUGCCUUGGACUACACCAUGGCACUCGAUCAUUGUCCUCACUUGAAACAUUUCAUAAUGUGGACGAGAGCUUCUAAGAAAUGCGCCAGGCUACCUAAAAGUGUCGGAGAUCUUCUCAAGCAAGCAAUUGCUAUGACCAAAGACAUGGGCUACCAGUACAUCUGGAUUGAUAUCCUCUGUGGUCUGCAGAUUGACGAGGGAAAGAGAUCGGGGGUGUAUGAGCAAGCCACUUCAAUCAUUUACACCAGGGGUCAUAAGCCAGAAGAUGAUAGCAUGAACUUCCUCAUUUGCCAUUCUCGAACUCUGCAGACAGUUCGGUCCUGGACCGAGAACACCAAAUCUGUGGUGUCAUUCUCGCAUGUCCAUGAUCUCGGACGCGGCAGUUUUGGGACUGUGGACAAGGUCAAACUUACAUCUGGUGAUCAAGUCAAAUUGACGUCAACUCAAGAGGUUUUCGCCCGGAAAAGAUUCACAAAAUGGAGAGUGGGCGAUCCUGAUCAGUCUGCGCAUCUCCAAGAGAUCGAACUUUUGCAGAAGUUCGAUCACCCAAACAUCGCUCGCUUCGUCGCGGCAUACAUCGAAGAGCAGGCUCUUAACGUCGUCAUGGAGCCUGUCGCCGAUUGUGACCUUAAAAGAUAUCUGCUGCAGCCGUCAAAAUGGCCUGAGAGACGCAGCAGCAUAGCCAAUUGGUAUCUUUCACUUGCGUCCGCCGUCGAACAUAUGCACGAAAAAUGCCAAUUUCGUCAUGGAGAUCUCAAGCCUGAAAAUAUACUGAUUUUCAACAAUGAUGUCCAUAUCGCAGACCUUGGAUUUGCGCAACCUCUUAUCAAGCAUCAGGAUCUCGGGCUUGUUCAGCGCAGUGCAGCGACUACCAGGCAUGCAACCGAUACGCCCAAGCGUAUCAUGUUAACACCGAAGUACAGUCCACCAGGAGCUCUCAGCGGAAGGACCCCUACACAUAAGAGCGACAUCUUUAGCCUGGGUUGCGUAUUUCUGGAGAUGAUCACCAUACAACAUGGUCGCACCCUCGAGGAACUCAAUGCAUUCAUAUUGCAGAUGAGUCCGAACGCCGAGAAGUGCGUUAUAUACUGCAGGCACAUAAAUCGCUUGCGCAUGUGGCUACAAAGCUUUGCGAAACAACAGUUAGAGGCGUACGAUUGGACCGCAAUCAGGCUGUGUUAUCGAAUGCUUGAUCCGGAUCCUAAGGAACGACCCAAUGCUACAGAAAUCAGCCGCAUUUUGAAAGAACAAUACACAACUCUGGCCACUACUCUACAAAGCGCGCGCCUCGUCGCGCCGAAGACGUCCCCUCGUCUCGAAGUAGCCGUCGCCCAUCCUUUGACGAGCUGCCGAGAAGCUGCAUGCUACAUCGGCGUUUGGCGACACCCCAAGAGCUGCAUGAAUGUUGCCGAGCGAAUGUUGGCCAAAUCAUGCGCGGUAAUUGUCAAUUACGUCCACAACGACUCUAAGCAGGUCAAGAGCGCUAGGAACAUCUUCAGCCCAACCACGCUCCCUACCCUUUGUGUCGAUGGCACAUCGGUUGCUAUACCUGAACUGAUGCAUCACUUCCUGCGUGGAUAUGCUCUGACGUUCGCCACCGCAUCAGUGAUGUAUCCCACGCCUGUUCAAGAGCAACGAAAGAGAUGGCAACGCGCAUUUCGUCGUCUCAGGCUCGUGGUCCGGACGCCGUUGAAAGCCAGCGUCAGAAUUGGCUGCGGUGACAGUACGAGAGCCUCCGUUUCAGACAAGAACUUCGCGGUCGAUGCUCAAGAGGCGACGCAUUCCCUGGAUCUGGACAUCCCCGAACCUCUUGAGGUAUCCAUGACACUUGAAGAUGAAGUCUCUCCAUUGGAGACAUUUCAGCCUGCGCAAAAGACAUUGGCAUUCCAAAAGAUCCAGCUUGUGCGGAAGAGGGCGACCUCCCUGCAAUCUGAUUUCAAGCUGGGAGAGAAACCUCCUGCCAAAAAGACCAUGACCUACACAUACAACAUCGAUUGGGGCGACGUCGAUCCACCCAAGCCAAAGCCAGAUUCGACGCACCAUAACCAAAACGUCGCGGUCUUCGAGAGAAGAGACCCGGUAUUGAUUAAUCGAUGCUAUCACAGUGGCUCACAGUACGCUACUUGAAUAAGUACGAGGCAAGUGGUAUCAGUACACUUGUUACCGCCUUAAAAACAUGCAUGGCAUCAUACCAUCUAGCUGCAGAUCACAGAAUGACCAUCUUCGAAGAGUACGUUGAGACAAACUUUUGAGCUAUCCGAGGAUAUUUGAAAUGAUGUAUGAGUUUGGACGGCGUUUGGGGAAUUUAAGUCGAGACAAUAGGAACCCGCUUGUGAGCGAUCAGAUGGUCAUGAGGUGAGGAACGAAAUCGUGCGGCAUUUCUCGGCGUUGGAGAGUUUUAGAUUGAUGAUUCAUAACAUUGUACCAAGAAUGUACGACCGUCGUGCAACAUCUCGCAGCCUUU